GCUCCACAUUCCCGUGGUUGCCUGCAGCCUCUCUCUCCCCGUCCCUGCCGUGGCUCAUUGUGGCCUCUUGUUGUGGGGGCUCUCUCAUAAGCAAACACAAGUGUUGAAGGAGACGCCUCCAAUCCAUCAUCUCGUGAGUGAGUUGUGUGCGGUUGCAUCGCAUGCAUUGCGCUGCACACCGCUAGCAAGACCGCGGACCGUUCUCCCUCCCUCCCUCAGCGCCGGUCGAUCUCGUCCGGUGCUUCGGCCGGGCGCCGGGCAUGGGGCAGCAGGCGGCGGCGGCGCCGUGGCGGCUCAACGUCAGCGACUUCCAGAUGCCGGAGCGGCCCAAGGAGCCGCCGCCCUUCGCCAGCCGCGUCUUCAUGCGUGGCCACGGGAAACAAAGAAAAAUCGCAAAGUACUACGAGAAGCAGGAGAGUCUCCUGAAAGAUUUCAGCGAGAUGGAGAGCAUGAAUGAGCUCGGCUGCUUGGAUCAGAACGGUGCCCCUACCGACGAAGAGCUGCGGCAACUGGCCAAGGGUGAAAGGCUGGCGAUCAACCUGUCCAAUGUAAUCAACCUGGUCCUGUUCGUCGGGAAAGUCGUGGCUUCCUUCGAGACCAGGUCGAUGGCGGUGAUCGCGUCGACGCUGGACUCGCUGCUGGACCUCCUGUCAGGGUUCAUCCUCUGGUUCACGGCGCACGCCAUGAAGAAGCCCAACAAGUACAGCUACCCGAUCGGCAAGAGGCGCAUGCAGCCAGUGGGCAUCGUGGUGUUCGCGUCGGUGAUGGGGUGCCUGGGGUUCCAGGUCCUGAUCGAGUCUGGGCGGGAGCUGGUGACGCAGGAGCACACCACGUUCGACACCUGGAAGGAGAUGUGGAUGGUGGGCAGCAUGUCGUCGGUGGCCGUCGUCAAGUUCUUCCUCAUGCUCUACUGCCGGACCUUCAAGAACGAGAUCGUCAGGGCGUACGCGCAGGACCACUUCUUCGACGUGAUCACCAACUCCGUCGGCCUCGUCAGCGCGCUCCUCGCCGUCAAGUACAAGUGGUGGAUGGACCCCGUCGGCGCCAUACUGAUCGCGCUGUACACGAUCACGACGUGGGCGAGGACGGUGCUGGAGAACGUGGGGACGCUGAUCGGGAGGUCGGCGCCGGCGGAGUACCUGACCAAGCUCACGUACCUGAUAUGGAACCACCACGAGGAGAUCCGGCACAUCGACACGGUGAGGGCCUACACCUUCGGGACGCACUACUUCGUGGAGGUGGACGUGGUGCUGCCCGGGGACAUGCCGCUCAGCCAGGCGCACGACAUCGGGGAGGCGCUGCAGGAGAAGCUGGAGCAGCUGCCGGAGGUGGAGCGCGCCUUCGUACACGUCGACUUCGAGUUCACACACCGACCAGAGCACAAGGCCGACGUCUGAUCUGAUCUCAUCUCAUCAUGCUCUUCUCCUCAAAUAUGUGUAUGUAUGUAUGGAUGCUUGGGAAGUACUACUAGUUUGUAGGCACUUGUGCAACACUUUUGACAUGAAAGGUCAUGUCGCGCGAGUAUCCAAUUCUAGGCCGGGCUCGGCUGCACCUGGUGAACUUUAAAAUCAACAAAAUCCGAUUUUCUUUUUGCAUGAAA
This is a messenger RNA of Hordeum vulgare subsp. vulgare (domesticated barley), 1600 nucleotides long. RefSeq names its product metal tolerance protein 7-like. NCBI's taxonomy places the organism in Eukaryota, Viridiplantae, Streptophyta, Magnoliopsida, Poales, Poaceae. The coding region runs from base 261 to 1397 and encodes 378 amino acids. Gene Ontology annotation, biological process: transmembrane transport; monoatomic cation transport. Gene Ontology annotation, molecular function: monoatomic cation transmembrane transporter activity. The transcript has 5 exons. Gene Ontology annotation, cellular component: membrane. The record is from RefSeq and is a predicted model, not a curated record.